Nematostella vectensis (starlet sea anemone) is the source of this 3755-nucleotide messenger RNA. RefSeq lists its product as uncharacterized. Lineage: Eukaryota; Metazoa; Cnidaria; Anthozoa; Actiniaria; Edwardsiidae. The record is from RefSeq and is a predicted model, not a curated record. The coding region runs from base 18 to 953 and encodes 311 amino acids. The transcript has a single exon.
AGCGAAUCGCAUAGUCCAUGGGCCAGGCAAUUUUAGCUAUUCUCUCCCGUGAGCUUUUCGCCGCAGAAGGUCAUUAUCAUACUACUUGCCGAAGAGAUUACACCCGUCCGAGUAAGCCUGGUGAUGUAAUCGAUGAAACAACUGAAGACAAACAUUCUGCUAUUGAGUCCAAAGCUUAUGAAAAGCUGUUUGACUACAUCAGGUCCCACAUAUUAGAAACCCCGAGCAUCGUCAGGUUUACGGAUAUUACAGAGAAGUUUGUUUCGCUGAUGAAGGAGCCGGGAGCACAGGAGGUGAGAGAAAGCACUAAACGCAAUCAUCGAAGGAAACUUGAAAACGAAUACCAGUCACUUUUACAGUUUGAAGAUCUUCUUGACAACAAACGCUUGUUCGUUAUACCAGAGACGCUAUCUCGGGUUCAACUAGCAAAGGAAUUCGUGAAACUGUCAGAACGCCAGGAGCUUGCCAGCAAAGAUGGCUCAGCUGAAGUUAUAAGUCGUGUCGCUUUAGAUCUGCGCCACACCAUUCGUUCCACCGAGAGCAGCAUGGUAUGGCCUCAAAAUCAGUCAGAUUUGUCUUUAGAGUCCAUCCAGAUCCCCGAAAAUGUGAAGGCAUUUCUAUUCAUGUUACUCACCGGCCAAACAGAUCCCACAGCCUCUUCACAAAGGGUUGACCACCUUGUAAAUUCCUUUGGACAGGACUUGCUAUACGGUACGACCUGUGGCAGAAUCAAGACCCCGAAGCACAUACUUCUCCCAUAUGCCGUCAAGUCCCUGACGAACAACAUCGAAUUGAUUCAGAUAUUAAAUCGAUGUGGUCAUGGAAUUUCAUAUUCUCAGAUAGAAGAAUUAAAUACCGCACUCUGCCUUCAAAAGCUAGCCGCGACGCCAGAGAAUAUGAUUUCGAACCCUGGACAAGUACCACCUUGGCAUGGGAUAACAUCGACCGCCUAGAGGAGACUCUUUCAGGACAGGGAACUUUGCUUCGUGUAAAUGGGAUAGCGGUCCAGGCUCGCCAUUUCGGCCCUCAUUUGCCUCCAGCACAGCCCAUCGAAAAGUCAAAGAGACGGAGUAUUGAUGUAAUGCCGACUGAGGAACCUCCAUUAUAUAACGCAGGAGAACGUUGUGGACCACCUCCCAGGACGUAUGUUGAAGUAACGUCCUCAGAUCUCAGAGCAAAUGCCAUAAAAAGGACCUGCUGUGGGUUUUGGUGCGCCUUCAUGCCGCUGCAAAUCAGACCAUGAGCGGUUGGACCGGCUUCAACAUCUUGGUCCGCGACAAAGAAGAGGUCUCCAAGGAUAACGUGGGCUAAUUACCGACAAUAGAUGCACCAGUAACAAAUAUGUCAACAGUGCAUGAGGUCCUUUGCCAGUCGCUUAAGAUCAAGGACGCCCUCCAUCUUAACACUAUUGUAGCUGUCUUUGAUCAAGCCCUUUAUGCGAAGGCAAUUGAGAUCAAAUGGAAGAACAAAGUAAAGUUCCAGGACAUAGUUCUGAGAAUGGGAGCAUUUCAUACGAUCUGUACAUUACUAGGGAUUUUUGGCAAACGAUUCCAAGACGCUGGACUGACUGACCUGUGCGUUGAAUCGCAAAUUCUCGCAGAAGGAUCAGUAACUGGGGUCAUGGAAGGACGGAGGUACAAUCGGGCUGUACGUAUGCAUAAGCUUGUGUAUGAAGCUCUGAUGAGACAGGCAUGGGAGGGCUUUAUAGAGUGGAUAGGCAAAGAGAAGAAAGCCGUUGUAGACAAAGCACUAGCAGGGAUGAAGAGCUUGCACGAUAAUGUCUGCGAGUCUGAGUUUAACAAACGAAUGAGCGAUCCAGCGUUUCACGAGGUUGCAGAACUUUUCGAUAGAUACACUCUUUUCCUUCGCAACGAUAACGGAUAACGGAUAACUGUCGGCGUUCUGGAUGAGUUACCUUGACCUUGCCGAGAUUCUCCUGGCGCUGGUUCGAUCUUCAAGAGAAAGUGACUGGGCCUUACAUCUGACAGCCAUAAGAGAUAUGAUCCCUUGGUGUUUCGCCUAUGAUAACGUCAACUAUGCAAGAUACCUCUCAUCGUAUCCGUCAGAAAUGUCGCACCUCGAAUUAGACCACCCCGACGUGCUGAGAUACUUGAAGUCUGGUGGAUUUUCUGUACAAGUCGGAGAGGGGAAUCCUUUUGGGAAGAUACCAGUAGACCAAGCAUGUGAAGAGAUGGUAAACAAGGACACCCAAACACCAGGUGGCACUAAAGGGUUUAGCCUGAAGCCAAAAGCGGUAAGCAAGUAUUACCUCAUUGCGGAAUACAGAAGCAUGUUCUUACGAAACCUUAAAGAGAUCCUUCAUCUGCAGAGCGAUUCAAGUUCUCAGCAUACUGACCUUCAGCAGAGCAGGAUACUUCGAGAUGAAGCUGACGUUCAUCGCUGCUUGCCACGUUUGGAGGCUGGUUGAACCCGUUUAAGAGUCCAGGAGAAGAUCUUCUGUGUUUGUCAACGGGUAAAUUGGCAUCUGAAAAAGUAAAAAGGGAUCUUAUGUCUGCUAAAGAUGUCGGCGAAAAGGCCUUCCGGAAAUUUAGCCAAGAGAGGUUGGAGGCAAACAUACCAAUAGUCAAGUUCCACGAUACCCUGACUAAGGCAAAGUUAAAAACCUUUACCCAUAUGAACAAGAAAAUCAAGAUCCAAAACAUGACAGCCAAAGAGAUAACGCUGAAAGCAGAUCGAGCAGUCUUUGCGCAAAUGAUAAUAAUCGUUUUCAGCACGGCUAUCAUAGAUAAUAAUGAAGUAGAAUAAAUGAGGUUUACAAAAAUGCAUGAUAGCCUUAGUCCCCCGAGAUGAGACUAAAUUCGAAAAUUUUGGCUUUUUGCCCAUGGACUAGCAUAGUGCAUUAUUACAUGUGCAUUAGUGCAUGGUAGGGGGCUCCCUAAAAUGUGCUUCGAAUAAUGAAAAAUUACGUAUGGUUUAACACAGGCCCAUUUUCUUUUCAUCUAAGAGAUACCUCCCCUUCAUGCGUGACAAAUAUUACCUUUGUCGUCUUGGUGUGGCCGCUAGAAUAUGGGUGAUUACAGGAGUAGUCCGCUUUCUGAGUUUGAGCUCAGGCGACAUCAAGACAAACAACGAGCUUAUUUUUUCGCUAAGGGUUAAGAGAUAUACAGAAAUUUAUAGAACAGAGCGGUCCUUAGUGAGACUACUGCAAAGAAGAGGUUUUUAAAGUUUGCAUCGAUUUUGUAUUUAAAGUAGGCGUUUCCAGAUAGUGCUCCCAAAAAACCAGAAAAGUGCUCCCAAAAACACCCAAAAAGUGCUCCAAAAUCAAAAUAGUGCAAAAAGUGAAAAGAAAAUUACCGUAUAUUUUUAAAUUUUUUAGAGAUAAGUUGUGUUUUAUUAAAGUUUGAAUAAAAGAAAGAAUAUUGCUUUUAUUAAAUACAUGCAUUAGAGUAUCUUAUAUUGUUGUCGAUGAACGGGUAAAUCACACUUUAGUGUAUAACAACUAACUGUAUUAUAAAUGACUUCUCUUUUGUGUUUGUUUACCUUUGUUAUUUGGAUACUUCCAAAAAACAAUGUUCAUUUACAAACAUCACCAAUGUCAAUAAUGUCAAACCUGAUAACAGACCUUAAUUAUAACAAUCUCCUACCGAGAAAUAAUUACAAUAGAUGCAAAACAGGAAAACAUGGCAAACAGAUCUUCUAGAAAAGGCAUUCUAUUAUUGUAAUGAACUCCACAGGCUACCCAAUAUUUGUGGUUACCAAAGCACAGCCUACCUAUUAAAAUGUCGAAAUCACCA